This is a messenger RNA of Herpailurus yagouaroundi (jaguarundi), 678 nucleotides long. RefSeq names its product protein FAM209B-like. The record is from RefSeq and is a predicted model, not a curated record. The transcript is spliced from 2 exons. Bases 77 to 589 code for a protein of 170 amino acids. NCBI's taxonomy places the organism in Eukaryota, Metazoa, Chordata, Mammalia, Carnivora, Felidae.
AGCCCUGGGCACCCAGUCUCCGGGUGCAGGCACACAGACCCACCAUGAGCCAUUCCCUCCCCCGCCUCUGCUCACCAUGCGGACGCUGACAUGGGUCUUGUUCUUGCCUCUGUGCCUCUCCUGCGGCUGUGCCUUCAUGUUCACGUCUCUGAGAGAGAAAGCCAAGGAACCCCAGGGCAAGGUGCCUUGCGGAGGGCACUUCCGGAUCAGGCAGAAUCUCCCAGAGCACGCCCAAGGCUGGCUUGGGAGAAAAUGGCUCUGGCUUUUUUUUGUCGUCGUGCUGUAUGUGAUAGUAAAGUUUCGAGGGGAUCGCGAGAAGACUAAGGAGCAGAAUCCUUCUGGGCUUCGAGGCUGCUCAUUUCGCUCUCCGCUGAAGAAGACUCAGAAUACUUCCCCCAGCAAAGACUAUGUGUUCAAUACCUUAACCCAGCUCGAGGUGGACCUUGUGAAAUUUGUGUCCAAGGUGCGCAACCUGAAAGUCGCCAUGGCAGCUGGAGGUAACUCCAAGCUUCAGAACCUGGAGGCGCCUGUGGACCCUCACAAUAACAUCACCAUCUAUGAGAUAUGGGGGGAAGAAGACUCUGAAUGAAUGGCUUUAUGUGUCAGAGGAGGAGACAAAAAGCUGAGUGUUGACAGACCCUAUGUAAACUAAUAAAACUAUUCUGAAGAAAAAGGAUA